Oppiella nova is the source of this 1329-nucleotide messenger RNA. The record is from the annotation of a GenBank genome assembly. NCBI's taxonomy places the organism in Eukaryota, Metazoa, Arthropoda, Arachnida, Sarcoptiformes, Oppiidae.
AAACACGUGAAACCCAUUGACAGUAAACAUGACGUGAAAUGUGUUGACAUUUACCACAAGACAUGUCUUCAACUGAUCCGCAGGUGAUUCGCGCCAAACCAUUGGACGACAGAAAACGGGUGAACGUUUCGGUCAAAAGUCAAAUCCCGACCGAAAUACUGGACAACAAAGAGCUGAACGCAAGGAUCAGUUCAAGCCUUCCUCCUAACUAUAACUUUGAAUUUCAUAAAACCAUUUGGAGGUUGAGGUCGUCGGGGGCUAAGAGGGUUGCCCUCCAGUUCCCCGAAGGACUCUUCGUGUUCGCCAUCACUAUCGCUGACAUCAUCGAAGACUUCACUGAAUGUGAUGUCAUUAUAAUGGGAGACGUGACGUACGGCUCGUGUUGUAUCGACGACUUGACCGCAAACGCCAUGAGCUGUGACUUCAUUGUGCACUUCGGACACUCAUGUCUGGUGCCCGUCAACCAUAUGGUCAAUGGGAUCAAAGUGUUGUACGUCUUCGUGGACAUCAAAAUAGAUUUGUGGCAUUUCAUCGAAACCAUUGCACAGAACUUCAACCCACAGACCCAUUACCUGUCCAUCUCUGGAACCGUUCAGUUCGUGUCGUCUAUGCAUUCGGCGGCCAAAGAGCUGCGCGAAAGACACGGCUUUCGUGUUUUGACGCCACAGUCGAAGCCGUUAUCUCCGGGGGAAGUGUUGGGAUGCACUGCACCACAACUGCCCCCAGAAGUCAAUACUAUUGUCUUCUUAGCCGACGGGCGCUUCCAUUUGGAGGCCAUAAUGAUCGCCAAUCCCACAGUCGAUGCAUUCAAAUACAAUCCGUACAACAAAGAGAUUACACAAGAGUUUUACGACACAAACAAAAUGAUGUCUUUCCGGAGAAACGCUAUUAGAGAGACGACCAAAGUUUGCAACGAUUCCGGGGUUUUCGGUGUUAUUUUGGGGACAUUAGGCCGACAGGGAAACCCUCGUGUCCUUCACAACUUGAUUACAAAUAUCAAUAAAUAUACCAAAUGUCAGACAAUUAGCGUAUUAUUGCCUGAAAUUAAGGCCGAAGUGUUGGGUCUGUUUGAAGAGGUGGACGCAUGGGUUCAGAUCGCAUGCCCCCGACUUAGCAUCGAUUGGGGCACUAAUUUCACGUCUAAACCACUUCUCACUCCUUUUGAAUUGAAUGUCUCUCUCAAUGCGGUCACCGAUAACUACAAGGGUUUGACAAAUGGUUAUGCAAUGGACUUCUAUUCCACUCAAUCAGCGGGCAAUUGGACUCCUAAUCAUAAAUGUCACCAAAAUUGUAGUUGUGAUCAAAAUAAAUAAUUAUUUUUAUUACCAA